UGGGAAGGAACGAGGCAGCAAGGCCCUAGAUGCCAGUGGGGGAGGGGGUGGCGGUGGUAAGAGCAAAGGCAAGGAGAAGGAGAAGAAGGAAAAGGAGGGCAAAGAGGAGAAGAAGAAGGAGAAGGGCCUCAAGAAGAAGGAGAAGGAGAAGCGCAAGGGCAAGGGCGCUGCCGAGGAACCGGCUCCGGAAUCGGCUCCGGGACAGGAACCGGAACCGCCUGCCUCAACUGUGGUUACGAAUCUGCGGCGGCAGCUACAGCGCGAGGAGGAGCCGGAGGAGGUGCCUGACAGCUGGGAGGAUGCCGCGGGCGAGGAGGAGCAGGAGGACCAGG
Molecule: messenger RNA, 332 nt
Organism: Astrephomene gubernaculifera
Lineage: Eukaryota; Viridiplantae; Chlorophyta; Chlorophyceae; Chlamydomonadales; Astrephomenaceae
Source: the annotation of a GenBank genome assembly